AAAGUCAGAAAUAUAAAUAAUAUUGUUUGCCUUUUAAAAGAACAGGUACAUGCUCUUCUGUAUAUUUAACUUAACGCACGUGUUAUAUGAAUAAGAUGACUACGAAAGAAGAAGAAACUGCAGAAAAUGAAAUUGCUGCAAAGGAUCCUUUUUAUGGCGAUGCCCCAAUACCUGAAGACAGACUGGAGCGUUAUAACAAAGGAACCCGAAUUAAAACAAAAAAGAUAAGAGACAGAAAGUUGAAAGGAACACUUGAUUUAACUGAAAAAAAAUAUGGCUCUGCUGUUAAACAAGCGGCAAGAUAUGAACUUCUUCUCACCGAGGAACCAGGGUUUUUGGAAACAGAGGAGGGUGAGGAGUCAUGGAUGAUCGAUCAGCAAUCCAUUGUUAAAGAAGCUGACAUCGCAAGCGCAAAUAAACAUUUUCAACUUAAGCUGGAAGAGUUCGGACCAUAUAGAAUUGAUUACACAAGAAAUGGAAGACACUUGUUGAUUGGUGGGAAGCGGGGCCACGUUGCUGCAUUUGAUUGGAUGACGAAACGACUCACGUGUGAGAUGAAUGUCAUGGAAUCAGUUGAAGACAUCAAGUGGCUACACACGGAGAAUAUGUUUGCUGUUGCCCAGCGCAAAUGGCUUUACAUAUACGAUAACCAAGGCAUCGAAAUACACUGUAUGAAGAGAUUAAACGACACUCUACGUUUAGACUUUCUUCCGUACCAUUUCUUACUUACAACAACGAACCGGCAUGGGUAUCUACAAUACACUGACAUUUCGACUGGAAAUAUUGUUUCAACAAUCAAUACGAAGGGUGGCCGACUGAACGUUAUGUGCCACAAUCCACACAACGCAGUUGUACUGCUGGGUCACCAUAAUGGUUCUAUAUCUAUGUGGAGUCCAAACCAAAAGGAACCAUUAGUUCGAAUGUUGUGCCAUAAAACUGCUAUACGGUCAAUGGCAGUAGAAAAGCGUGGAAACUACUUAGCUACAGCUGGGCAAGACCGUAAAAUGAAGAUCUUCGACCUACGCAUGUAUAAGCCACUUCACUCCUACCAACUUUCAACAGGACCUUCCAACUUAUGUUUCAGCCAACGUAACCUGUUGGCAGCCACUUCUAAUAACGUUGUUGAAAUCUACAACGAUCCUUGCAUACAGGUCCAGGAACGUCCCUAUUUAGUGCAUAAGAUGAAGCUGCCAGCCGAAGACAUCGCGUUUUGUCCGUAUGAAGAUGUUUUGGGAGUUGGAGCAGCUGACGGAUUCGUGAGCUUACUAGUACCAGGUGCUGGGGAACCGAACUAUGACGCUUUUGAGGCAAAUCCGAACCGAAGUAAGCAACAGCGAAGAGAGUGGGAAGUGAAAGCUUUACUCGAGAAAAUACAACCGGAAAUGAUCUCACUUGAUCCAUUCAUGCUUUCAAAAGUUGAUCACGUGACUGCCGAGAGGUUACGAAAGGACAGGGAGGAGAUAUUGGGUUACGUGCCAGACAAGCCUGCAUUUGCACCCCGCCAUAAGAAGAAGGGCCGCAGCAAAUCUGGUCACGUUGAGAAGCGUAAGAAGAAAGUAAAAGGUGAAAAACUCCGAAACCAUAUUCGUGAUGAGAUGAAAACGAAACGCGAGAUGCUGAAAAAAGACGAGCGUAAAGCUGGGAGACUUCCCCAUACAGUGACCACUGAUGGCUCACAAGUUGAACCCGCGAUAAUGAAAAGCGCUCUCGAUCGGUUUAAGAAGUGACACACCCCUUUUGUUUUUCUAGGAAAAUCAGCGCAAUCGUGGUGACGACCGUUUUUUGCUUUAAAUAAACCAUUUCCCAGAAUACCCUUGACGUAUAUGAGCAUUGUUUUUCAAAAUGAUGUUUUCUCUACUGCGCAUACGGUGUUUGUUUUCUCUAUUGUUCAUGCGCUGAGACGCUACUGUGCAUUCCAAGCUUAAAAACAAAACUUUCA
Molecule: messenger RNA, 1939 nt
Organism: Ciona intestinalis (vase tunicate)
Lineage: Eukaryota; Metazoa; Chordata; Ascidiacea; Phlebobranchia; Cionidae
Source: RefSeq, a predicted model, not a curated record